AUGACUCUCCAGGCCAUUAUAGAAAACCCUCAGAUCCUUUUGCAGACUUCGAUUGAUGACCGCUCACUACAGCUUGAGUCUCUGUUGGGCAUCGGUGCAUAUGGAAUCGUUUAUCUCGGACGUCGUAUUUAUUCAGAUCGUCUUUAUGCUGUCAAGCUUCUCACAAAUCUCAAAGCAAGUCGCCACGAAGUAGAUAUCCAGGCCCAUCUGUCGGGUCACCCAAACAUUCUGUCGGUUGAAAAGAUUGUUCACGAGGCCGAUCUUACCUUUAUCAUACUCGAAUAUGCCUCAGAAGGCGAUCUCUUUGGAGCCAUCACACACUCUCACCACGGUCUAGUCGGAAACAACCAUGCGAUUCGACAUAUCUUUCUCCAGAUCAUCGAUGCCGUCCAGCAUUGUCACCAGAAUAAUAUUGCCCACAGAGAUCUGAAGCCAGAAAACAUCCUAAUGUUCCCAGACUGGCAUAUAAAACUAGCAGACUUUGGUCUGGCCACUCCACAGGCCACCUCUACUGAGUUUGGCUGUGGAUCCACCUUUUACUUUUCUCCAGAGUGUCAGGGUAGUGCUCUUCAGAGCUUUGGGAAAAUGAAGGGUUAUGAUACAAAGCAAAACGAUAUUUGGAGUCUUGGUGUGAUUCUGGUAAACUUUGUGGCCGGACGGAACCCUUGGAAAAGAGCAUCGAUGGACGAUCCGACCUUUGCGGCCUUU
Messenger RNA from Phycomyces blakesleeanus NRRL 1555(-), 708 nucleotides. RefSeq lists its product as hypothetical. Gene Ontology annotation, biological process: intracellular signal transduction; protein phosphorylation. The record is from RefSeq and is a predicted model, not a curated record. NCBI's taxonomy places the organism in Eukaryota, Fungi, Mucoromycota, Mucoromycetes, Mucorales, Phycomycetaceae. Gene Ontology annotation, molecular function: protein serine/threonine kinase activity; ATP binding. The transcript has 2 exons. The annotation marks the transcript as partial.